Didymodactylos carnosus is the source of this 833-nucleotide messenger RNA. The record is from the annotation of a GenBank genome assembly. Lineage: Eukaryota; Metazoa; Rotifera; Eurotatoria; Philodinida; Philodinidae.
AUGAUUGAUUCAAUUAAAGAAAUUAAUCAAAGAACAGAACUUGGUGAAAUUAUAACAAAGAUUAUGAAAGAUUUAAUUGAAGGAAAGUUUCGUCCUGAAUUAGAUGAAAUAAUAUUAAAACAAGAGAAACUUAUUGAUAUUCCAUAUACCAUGGAUGCUGAUAUUGAAAAUAGUUUUGAUGAUAAAGAAACAUUAUUUAGAGAAAAAGUCGAUGAAUGUUAUGAACGUGAUACUAAAUCAAAAUCAUUUGAAGAAAAAUUAAUAAAUGAAUAUAGGGAUCGAUUACAUUAUAAUAUUAAAGUAUGUAAAAUACAAGCAAUUCAAAAGAAUACAGAAAUUGUUCAAAAACGAAAAAUUGUUAGUAAAAUAGAAACUUCUUUAAAAAAAUUACAAAAUGAAUGUGAAAUUAAAAUUAUUGAAUGGCAAAAUAUUUCUAAUGAUAGUAAAACCUUGAAAAAAGAACAAACCCAAUUAACUGAAGGAAAUAUUUCUAAUGAUAAUAAAACAUCAAAAAAAGAAGAACUCAAAAAAUAUAUUGAAACAGAAAAGGAAAGAACUGAAAGAACAAUAAUAGAAGAAAUAAAGAACAAUAAAGAAAAUAUUCUUAAACAAUUACCAAAUUUUGUCAUUCUACAAAUCACAUCAGCAAGAGGUACAAUGCCAACUGAAAGUAUACCGUUUAGUUUACAACAACUCGAAAAUAACGUAAGGUGCCGGAAGGGCAAAAAUGCAGCAGACGUAAAAGUGGUCGAAUCAUACACCAUUCGAUAGCCCUGACAAUUCUGACCCAUGGUCAUAGUCAUCAGAUUUGACUUUAAAUGAAAUCUUCAGGG